GAUACGUACGUACGUGCGUACGCGCGUGUCUGUACGGAAUGCUAUGGGAAUGCAUGAUGAUGACGAACGACUAGUGAAUGUUGUGGGCGCACUACUGGCGCAAGGCACGGUACCAUCACCCGUCCCACUCGGCCUAGUGAAACUUGAAGGGAAGGAAACGGAGACAAACUGUCACCAUUUAGGCGGCAUCAAGCAAACAACACAGCAGCCGUUUGACUUAAGAAAUCCUUAGCGAAAUGGAUGAACGCAACAGGGAAAAGCUGUGCUACCACUAUGACGCAAUCGCUCAGGAGCUGAACACGGAGCACGUCUUGCUGUAUCUGAACGGAACGGUCCUCACCCCGUACGAGUGCGACAAGAUCGCCGCCGGCAAAACGAGAAAAGACAGGGCCAAGUCCUUGCUGGACAUUCUUGUCACCAAGGGCCCGUUGGCUUACCAGCACUUCCGCUACGCACUGAAGGAGCGCUACGCCCACUUGGUGAAGAAACUGGACACCGAGUCUGCCAUUCCCGAACGCGACAACAACACCCCAGUUGCGAAGAAAAUCACCUUCCAGCGGCGAGACUCGCUCAUCCUGAAUCUGAAGACGGACAGCAUCAUGGACGUUUUGGAGAAGGGUGGCAUUCUCAGCAAGGAAGAUUGCAACCAGGUCCGAGCGGGAAUGACCAAGGAGGACAAGGCCAGAGUGUUGGUCAACAUGAUCCCGGAGCGAGGGCCUUCAGCUUAUCGGCAAUUCAAGCUGGCGGUCAAGGCUCACCAACCCAAGCUGGCGGAAUUGUUGGAAUGAUCCAGAUCAACCAACACCUUGAAACCCUCAGCAGCUUUGUGUGAUUUGAGGAUGUGAUGUUAUAUGAACACAGGAAUCAGCAUCACCACCUGUGCCCUUCUGCUAAAUGUCACACCCAGAAAGCAUGCAGUCUUAACUCACACUUUCACAAAGAAGUUUUCACAGUGUGUGUUAAGCCC
Patiria miniata (bat star) is the source of this 967-nucleotide messenger RNA. RefSeq lists its product as uncharacterized. Bases 237 to 788 code for a protein of 183 amino acids. The record is from RefSeq and is a predicted model, not a curated record. NCBI's taxonomy places the organism in Eukaryota, Metazoa, Echinodermata, Asteroidea, Valvatida, Asterinidae. The transcript is spliced from 2 exons. Gene Ontology annotation, molecular function: protease binding; death domain binding. Gene Ontology annotation, biological process: regulation of apoptotic process.